CUAGGCAACUAACAUAGCGCGUAGAAUAGUGGCAUUUUCGUAAUAAAACUUAGAAUAGUAUUAGUAUAGAUAGAUAUAAAUGGAAACGCCAAAACAAGAUGGCUAAGAGCUACGACUAUGAUCGCAGCAUAAGUUUAGAAAAAUCUAAAGCCUCUCGCUCGUUAGUCUUAACUCUCUAACAAGAUCUGAAAAUAUCUGAAAUCUUUCAUGGAGCAAAGUAAAGAGAAAAAUGCUCCUUGGUUAUCAGUGCCACAGUUUGGUGACUGGGAUCAAAAGGGUGGAGUGCCUGACUACUCACUAGAUUUCUCAAAAAUCAGGGAAAUGAGGAAACAAAACAAGACAAAUCUUUCAAGGGCAAGUCUUGGAAACGAAGAAGAGCUCGUGGCUUCAGCCACUACCACUACAAACGCAAGCCACACUGAGCCUGUACACCAGCACCCCCAUUAUCACCAGACAAACUCUCCAACGGCAAGGAGGAGCUUCCUCAGCUACUUCAACUGCUGUGUAAAAGCAUGAUAUUUAAUUAAGGGCACGUACAACCCUUUUACUUCUAAAGAUCAGGAACUGGAACAAUUAUGCUUCUUGUCUUGGUGAUUAGUACUUUAGUAUUUGUUUAUGUUUUGUCCUUGUAAAAAGAAAGUCCCUUCGUCCAAGCCCUACUCUGAUGUUAUUAAUUUAUUGGUAUUUGAAAGUUGGGUAAUCUAAUUUAGAGGUUAAGAUGAACAUGUAAAUGGCACCGAUGAGUCAUAAACCUGUACACGUAUGAUUUGAUUUCAAAGUAUGAUUACUUGAUUAGUCACUUUAUUA
This is a messenger RNA of Arachis ipaensis, 807 nucleotides long. RefSeq lists its product as uncharacterized. NCBI's taxonomy places the organism in Eukaryota, Viridiplantae, Streptophyta, Magnoliopsida, Fabales, Fabaceae. The record is from RefSeq and is a predicted model, not a curated record.